AUGCCGCCAAGAGCAUCUGCGGCAGCGGUGGCCGCUUCGACCUCAGGAGCAGCGAAAGCAAUAGGGCUCCCAGGGUAUUCCUUGCGGUCUCUGCGUGUGGUGUAUUCGUCUCCCUCUACAACUCAGCUGCAAAAAACCAUCCUCAAUCUCAAGCAGUCCCUCCUGUGGCUCCCUGCUCAAGAAACUCAUGAGCCAGAGGGCGCAUCGGCAGCAGCGGGGGCACCAGGAAUCCCAUGGCCAGUGCCUGAGCGUCGGGGUCGUCGUGAGUGGCGUGUGUCCUACUUGAAAUCUCCUUUCAAGUUCAAGUAUGCAGUAAGGCAUUACGUCUUCCAGAAUCACAGCUAUUCCUUCUUGUUCGUACACCCCGACAAGCCAAGGGCCCUCCUCUCGGCCGCCCUAGGAGCUAUGACGGAUACUGUUUCCAUGAAUGCCGACUUUGACUGGCACUAUGGUGGGCCCCGUCCAAAACUCCUUCCCGCUGCGCUACAACAUGACGGCUGCCCCUCCGCAUCAGCUGACGCCAUAUCUGUCGUUGUCGAAGAAGAACGACUAGUCAAAGACAUGCAGCGGCAGCGGGAGCGGAAGUCGCUCCACUGGUUUCAUAAGGGCGACCCCACAGUCUGA
This is a messenger RNA of Cyclospora cayetanensis, 624 nucleotides long. RefSeq lists its product as uncharacterized. The transcript has 2 exons. The record is from RefSeq and is a predicted model, not a curated record. Bases 1 to 624 code for a protein of 207 amino acids. NCBI's taxonomy places the organism in Eukaryota, Apicomplexa, Conoidasida, Eucoccidiorida, Eimeriidae.